Psammomys obesus (fat sand rat) is the source of this 3621-nucleotide messenger RNA. RefSeq names its product follistatin like 1 (gene Fstl1). Bases 118 to 1038 code for a protein of 306 amino acids. The record is from RefSeq and is a predicted model, not a curated record. The transcript is spliced from 11 exons. Gene Ontology annotation, biological process: cell differentiation; multicellular organism development; regulation of BMP signaling pathway. Lineage: Eukaryota; Metazoa; Chordata; Mammalia; Rodentia; Muridae. Gene Ontology annotation, molecular function: calcium ion binding; protein binding.
GCGAGCCCAGGUCGGACUUCCUCGGAGCCUGGUGAUCGGCGACGCUCCCACCUCCGCCACCAACUCGCUGCCUCCACUCCGCCCAGCGCCCCCCCGGGAGCCCCGGACCCGAGCACGAUGUGGAAACGCUGGCUAGCGCUCGCGCUGGUGACGGUCGCCCUGGUCCACGGCGAGGAAGAACCGAGGAGCAAAUCCAAGAUCUGCGCCAACGUGUUUUGUGGAGCUGGCCGGGAGUGCGCAGUCACGGAGAAGGGCGAGCCCACGUGCCUCUGCAUUGAGCAAUGCAAACCUCACAAGAGGCCUGUGUGUGGCAGUAAUGGCAAGACCUACCUCAACCACUGUGAACUUCAUAGAGACGCCUGCCUCACUGGAUCCAAGGUCCAGGUUGAAUAUGACGGACACUGCAAAGAAAAGAAGUCUGUGAGUCCAUCUGCCAGCCCCGUUGUCUGCUAUCAAGCUAACCGUGACGAGCUCCGGCGUCGCAUCAUCCAGUGGCUGGAAGCUGAGAUCAUUCCGGACGGCUGGUUCUCUAAAGGCAGCAACUACAGUGAGAUCCUGGACAAGUACUUUAAGAGUGUCGAUAAUGGUGACUCUCACCUGGACUCCAGUGAAUUCCUGAAAUUUGUGGAACAGAAUGAGACAGCCCUCAACAUCACCACUUACGCCGACCAAGAGAACAACAAACUGCUCAGGGGACUCUGUGUUGAUGCUCUCAUUGAACUGUCUGAUGAGAAUGCUGACUGGAAACUGAGCUUCCAGGAGUUCCUCAAGUGCCUCAACCCGGCCUUCAACCCUCCAGAGAAGAAGUGUGCCCUGGAGGACGAGACCUAUGCAGAUGGAGCCGAGACCGAGGUGGACUGCAAUCGCUGUGUCUGUUCCUGUGGACACUGGGUCUGCACGGCAAUGACUUGUGAUGGAAAGAAUCAGAAGGGGGUCCAGACCCAGAGAGAGGAGGAGACGACCAGGUAUGUCCAGGGACUCCAGAAGCACCAGGAAACCGCUGAAAAGAUCAAGAAGGUAAACACCAAAGAGAUCUAAGAGGAGGCGCGGAGCACCGUGUCGGGAGCGCAGCACCUCUUCAGCGCUGAGCCCGGCAUACAGGAGCAUUCGCAGCGAUCACCAAAUCACCAGUAUUUGCUUGUACGGCCGUGAAUCCUAUUUUUGUUUGUUUUGCAAUAAAGGAAAUGAGGGUGGCUGGUUAGCAAGGGAAGGCCACAGCCUUCAUUUCUAGAAGCGCUUUAAGAGAAACUAAAGGGCACCUUGGGGCGAGGGGGAGGGGGGACCAGGUAAGGGAACCUCACCAGGAUGGCAGAGGCGCAGACCCAGGUCUGAAUGAAGCCUUUCCGGGUCACAGCAGCUGUGAGGGGGCAACGGGAAGAGCAGCGUGCGGUGUUAGGGGGAGGCAAUGGAGAGAAACCCUGCUGCCUUGACCCUUGUCAUCUGUCACCGUGACAUGCGCCUCCUGUUGGUCCCAAAAAUCACCUGAACACACACCCGUCCCACUGGUUCCCUGUGUCCCUCAGACUCGGAUGGAGUUUCCUAGAGGGUGUGUUUAAAUGAUGCAAAUUCUUAAUGUACUUCAAGCGCCAUGGAGACCUAACCAAAAUUUUAAAACACAUUUUUUUUUAACCAAAGGUGCUAUUUCUCUGUAAAAGAUGUUUUUUUUUUUUUUGCAAGCUGACUUCAUUCCUCAAUUAUUAUCAUUAUAUUAUUGUUGUUGUUGUUUUUAAAUAUUUCACUUUCUUGACUAGAUAUUAGGCUUUUGUAAUUAUUUUUUAUUUCAGUAGUCCUACCAUAUCAGAGGUGAUGGUAAAAGGGGUUUGGGCGUUUUCCGGGUACAGGAGACUAUGUAACACAGAUGGCCCCUUACCCUGCUACGUGCUAAAUUAGAUGCAGCCCAGAGGUGCAGUACCUAACCCAUGGCAUUCAGAAGGUCAGCAACAUGCCAUAAAGCACGAGGGGUGCCCCAGACAGACGCCAUAGAAUGAAGCAUCCUCAUAGACAGUUGUUGAGAUCCAAAAAGUUCAUUUGUUUUUGUUUCUUGUAAGAUGUUCAAAGGAUGGAAGCUCAGGCUAUCCCAGCUUGCCAUCCUCCAGUGAUCUGUAGUUAACUGGCAAGCGACUGUGGUCCUAUCUGCUCCUGUUUCUGGGUAUCGGUUUCCUUAGCGCAAUGAUUCGGAUGCAUCUUGAGAUUUGAUAAAUGAGAACAUUUGUGGCUUAGGUGACGGCUCCAGAGAGAGCUGGAGUCCUGUGAUUAGCUUACUUUCUCCUCAGGACAGAUGAAACCAUACAAAAAGGAAAGACAGCCAGAAACAGCAUGGCCGGGCUUUGCCUUAGUCUAAGUGAUCCUUGUAGGUGGCCAGGGUGUCAGGACUCCAUGGGUCAGUCUGCCCAGGAAGAGAGUGUGAGGGAGAACCAAGCAGCUUUCUCAGCAACGGCGCACAUAUACGUGCAGAGAGAGAGACUUCCCCGUGAAGGGGACAGAGUUGAGAGCGGUUAAAAACAGACUGCAUCUUAAAACUCCUCACUGGAGGGACUGUUACUGCAAGUCGAUCUUUUCUUUGGGUUUCUGAUUCUUAAACUCCCUUGUUUCCAUGUUUCAUGAGUAUUUAAAAUAACAAAAAAAAAAAAAAAAAAAAAAAAAAAAAAACUCAUAUCAUUUGCAAAACUCAAACUAUGGACCAUCCAAUUAAGUUAUUGAGAUUUUCCCGCAUGGCCAAGUGUGGAAAGUUGGGACAGGGGUGGAGUUCAUCCUAAACAGUUUUCCUUGUUCCCGUUGGAAAGGCGUCAGCUCUGCUUUGCUGAGUGCUCUGAGCUUUUAUGCACCGCCCCAUUCAAAAACUCUGCACCCCACUUUCGAGGUCCUGAUCUCCCUCUCCAGGCGCCCUGGAGAACUCAUCCUUAAUCAAAAGUCUUGCCAGCUCUUGCACGUGAUGGAAGAGGGAAGGAGUGUCAGUUUGUUCAAAGCAAGUAGGUAUGGUGUCUGUUCGCCCGUCAUCCUUAGAACAGGGUUCAACCAAGACUAUCCAGCGCUGUAACACUGAAUACCCGAGGGUAAGCCCACAUUCCUCUUGAGUUCUGCUACGUCUGUGUAAGUAAGGCCGCUGUUGUCUGAACCACCAGAGUCAUGUGAUCCUUAAACCAUUCACAAAAAAAGCUGCUAAGUAGUCUAACUUGAGGAGUCUCGGGUAGAGCUUUGCAUGGGACCAACAAGCAGGAUUACGUUAAGCUCAGUUCAUAGAGUACUACACAAGUCCAUAGGCCAAGGUCGCAAGUUCCCUGGGCUUUCUCUGUGGUUUUGGUUUUUUUGUGUUUUGUUUUGUUAUAAUAUAACCAAAAAAGUGUCUCUUAAGACCCAGGUCCCAGGGAGGUCUUCCAUAUACAUAUGCCAGGACUCUGCAUACUACUGUCAGUCUUGGGGAAGCAGGCUCCUCCAUCUGCAACCAAGUCAAUGUGAACACUCUGAAUGCCUUGGUCACACCUAUGAUCUAAGUGGUUAAACUUCCGAAAACAGAUCCAACAGAUUUCUGUUGCCCCAUGAGGUUAUGAAAAUGCAUUUGUAUUUAGUGUGCUUCCAUAUUUCAUUUAACUUGUUUUUGUUAUUUCUGAGUUUUGUUACUAU